Molecule: messenger RNA, 736 nt
Organism: Trifolium pratense (red clover)
Lineage: Eukaryota; Viridiplantae; Streptophyta; Magnoliopsida; Fabales; Fabaceae
Product: membrane protein PM19L
Exons: 4
Coding region: 78-581 (167 amino acids)
Source: RefSeq, a predicted model, not a curated record
GCUUGAGGAGGAAAAAGAAAAAAAAAAAACCAAAAUCCAAGUUUUUUAUAAUUCACUAGUAUUUGAGGUUAAGGACAAUGGCUUCAGGAGGAUCAAAAUCAGUAGCCUCAAUCCUUUUAGCCUUGAAUCUAGUUUUGUAUUUCAUUGUCAUUGUAAUUGCUUCGUGGGCAAUGAAUCAUGGGAUUCAAAGGUCUAGAGAAGCAGCAUCAGUUUUGACGACUCCGGCUCGAAUAUUCCCAAUAUACUUCCCAAUGGGGAACAUGACAACCGGUUUUUUCAUAAUUUUCACUCUUAUUGCUGGUGUUGUGGGAUUCACUACCUCAAUAACUGGAUUGAAUAACAUAUUCCAAUGGAAUGCUCCUAAUUUAGAUGCUGCAGCCAUGUCUUCAUUGACAACAUGGGCACUCACUCUACUAGCCAUGGGAUUUGCAUGCAAAGAGAUUGAACUUGGCUGGACUGACUCAAAUCUGCGUACCCUUGAAAUUAUCACAAUAAUUGUAAGCGCAACACAACUGCUAUGCACCAGUGUUAUCCAUGUUGGGGCUUCAGAAGUUACUUUGCAAAGAAUUGCAAGAGUAUGAGUUUUAGUUGGUAGCAAACAUGAAUAUUCUCAAAAAACAACUACAGAAUUAUAUUGUAACUUAAGUUGUUUCAACUUCUUUUUUCUUUUUAAUUUUAACUAAUCUCUUGUUUAUUUAUUUCAUUUCAUUUUUAAAGUUGUUUCUCAUUUAUUUCA